GAGGCCGCAGCAUCGAAGAUGGACAGUUUUGUUGCGAAUGGCAAAGAGGAUAAACACGAUCCAGCAAGUGACAGAAUGAACGUACCAUGGGUGGAAAAAUAUCGCCCAAGGAAUGUGGAUGACGUUGUUUAUCAUAGUGAGAUAGUCCUUGUUCUGAAGAAAGUGCUGGAUGGGGCCGAUUUGCCUAAUAUUCUGUUGUAUGGGCCACCAGGUACUGGAAAGACUUCCGCAGUGAUGGCUUUUUGCCGUGAACUUUUUCCGGUACAUAAAGUAUUUUGCGACCGCAUUCUCGAAUUGAAUGCUUCUGAUGAGAGGGGAAUACAAGUUGUGCGAACGAGGAUAAAAGAAUUUGCCCAUCGUGCAGUCCCAAAAAGUGGUGUACCCUUUAAGAUUGUUAUUCUGGAUGAGGUUGAUGCAAUGACUUCUGCUGCCCAAGCGGCAUUGCGAAGAAUUAUGGAAAAGUAUUCCAAAACUACGAGAUUCUUCUUCAUCUGCAAUUAUAUAUCUCGAAUAAUCGAUCCUCUCACGUCUCGUUGUGCCAAGUUUCGGUUCAAGCCACUUCCACUUGAGUGCCAGAAAGAUAGAUUGCUAUAUAUUUGCAAGAAUGAAGAUAUUGACAUCAGCGAUGAUUCACUGUCAAUGUUGAUAACUUUUUGUGAAGGAGAUCUUCGUCGAUCUAUUAACUAUCUACAAUCACUCUCCUUCCGUCAGAAUAUCACAAGUGACUUUAUAUUCAGCACUACUGGUCAAGUGCUUGAAAAGGACGUGAGUUUAUCAGUUUUCUCUGAUGGGUUAUAA
Messenger RNA from Angiostrongylus costaricensis, 798 nucleotides. Lineage: Eukaryota; Metazoa; Nematoda; Chromadorea; Rhabditida; Metastrongylidae. The record is from the annotation of a GenBank genome assembly.